This is a messenger RNA of Trichobilharzia regenti, 4299 nucleotides long. The record is from the annotation of a GenBank genome assembly. Lineage: Eukaryota; Metazoa; Platyhelminthes; Trematoda; Strigeidida; Schistosomatidae.
AUGAAUGGGCCACCGGUGGUCCAUGGAAAUGGUAAUUAUAAUGCCAGUGUGAUGAGUGAGAAUGCAGAUUACUCCACAAGAUAUCAGUGCAUAGAGUGUUUGAGAGUUCUUGAUACAAGAGAGGAGUAUUUCCGACACUUCAGUGCUGAACAUCGAUCAGCUUGUAUUCAGGAAAACUAUUAUCGAUGUUUUGGUUCGUGUAAACGUCUUUUUCCCAAUAUUGAUAUUUUUCGAGAACAUUUAUCAGUUUGUCAGCAUGCACAAACAAUUUUUCGGUCAACAUUUGGAUAUUCCUAUACUUAUAGUAAUGAUAAUAUUGACAAUAAUAAUAAUCAUGGUAAUAAGGAUAUACUUAAUUUAUUGGACCCAGAGCAUACAGAUGACAACCAACAAGCACAAGCACAACAGCAACAGUCUGCCAGAACCUACUCAUCAUGUGAGAAUAAUGCAUCUUCUUCGUCUGCUUCGUGUGCUUCCAGUUAUGGGAUGAAUAAUAAUGCAUCAGUAAUAUUUGAUCGAAAAUUAUGCUUCUGUGCAUACUGUGGUAUUGGACCAAGGAGAAAUACAGCGGUGACUGGUGGUGGUAUUCAUCCUUCGUCUACAGGGAUAAUAACAACCACACCAACAGCAACAACAACAACUACUACUACUAUGACUUCAACUUCUUAUUCCUUGUGUAUGGAUCAUCCACAUGCACAGAUGACAUCUGAUUCAUUAUUGCUGCCUGAAGAAUCAAAUGUAUCAGACGAAGUGACACAAGGUAGAAACAACGAAAUCAAUCUAGUACUUCAAAAUCAAGAAUCAGUAGCAGACAAUGGUUCUAGUUCCGACUGUUCUCAACAGCUACUGCAACAACAACAACAUCAACUACAAGAAUCUCCUAGUAACUGUGAAACAACUCCAUUCACUGCUCGAUACUUUACAGAUCUGAUAGAUUUACACAAUCAUGAAAGAGAUUCUCACUUUUUCGACAGUCGUAAACUGAUUGCUUGUCCUUGGUGUCACAAGCAAUUGACAUUUUCUAAAAAAGAUAAUGCUAAUGUGACUUAUGAACACUUAUUAUCACAUGUUCAUGAACACUAUAUGGUUUCUUGGUGUCUUGCACGAACACGUCAGUGGAAUGAAAAUGCUAAAGCUCUACCACAUUGUGUAUGUGGAUUAGCCUUACUUGAUUCUCCACUGGCUAUUUUAUCGCAUUCUGGAACACAUUUGAUACAUGCAGACAAGUACAAGUCAUCGUGUAUUGUUCCUCCAGAUCCUAUACAACUACGUCGAUUGAAGCGUCAACAUCCGAGUUCAUCAUCGUCAUCUUCAAAUAAUCGACAGUAUUCAUCAGAGGAAUUUCUAUUCCCGAAACCUAAUGAUCACAUUCCCUGUUGUAUAGAAGUUUAUCGACAUCUACGAUUUGGUGUUUCUCCACAAUUUGACGCCCACCUUUUAGAAGCAACUAAAGGAAGCUUAACCUUUACAUGUCCUAUUUGUCCCACAGUGCUGUGUACUCGUUGGGCGUUAACACAGCAUGCAUUUUCAGAGCAUUGGGGCACUUUAUGCUAUAUUUGUUGUAUUUACACAUUCAAUUCUGAUGAGAAUUCGCCUUCGUUAGACAUCAGUACUGAUGAUGGGAAUGUACAGAUGCCAAAUGCCUGUCCAUCAAUGUCAUCUUUACCAACUAUCGCUUCUUCGUCUUCGUCGUCUUUAUCUCCAUCUUUUGAUUCCUCUUUGAUGACCACGAAGAAGAUAGCAUCAACAUCCACAACAGCGACACCGACACCACCGACUGAGAUUAUCGUACCACAUUCAAUGGAAAUGUUGGUUAAUUUAUGGAAUCACAUUUUUCAGUGCAUGAAUCAACGCCGUGAUCUCCUGAAUAGUAGUCAUCAUCAUCAACACUGUCCAUUUCCUCCAAUGUCUUCGUUGUCAAUGUCGUCAGCACCAUCAUCAUCAUCACUGACGAAAGCUGGUCUUCGUGUGAAUGAUGUUGAUAACCAUCACGACCACCACCCCGACCAGCAGCAGCUGUUCAUUAGGGAAAUUGAUUUAGACCGUAGUGAAAGUUCUGAUUGUCAUGAUCCCGGUGAAAAUUUCAAUGAUUUUGCGCUUACUAUUGUGAGUUCACCUGAACAUGAGAAGAUGACCAAUAAUGAUAAUAAUGCUGAUAAGAAGUGUUCAGAUGUGGGUUCCUCUUCAACUCAGAUACAAGAUAUCAAUGAAACAUAUUUAUCAUCUAAUAUUUCAACUGACGCCAUCUCUUCGACCAGCGUCAGCACCACUACCAUUCCUAUGACUUCCAACUCGUCGUCAUUGUUAUCUACCGCUGCUCCUGCUACCGCUAUUACUACUACUACUACGAAUACUUCUGUUGUUGUUGCUGCUUCCGCUCCUCUUCCUUCAUGUAGUAGUGCUAUUGAAUAUGUACAUAAAAUAUUUGAUAAUAAAUCUUUAAAGAGGAAAGCAACAACAACUUCAGAAUCUUGUGGAAGUACAUCUCAUAAACGGUUAUCCCUAUCAUUAAACAAAGGUGAUUGCAGCAACGACAACAGCGUACAAGGUAGUUGUCAUCGCAGUAUUGAAGGUGUUGGUGGUGUUAGUGCUGGAGGUGAUGAUAAUGACGAAUAUAGUUCAACUAAUAAUUCUGCUACUACUACUCCUUGUAUUGACUGGGGGGCGCAAGAGCAGCAGGUCAGUGGAGGCAUAUCACGUAGUUGGGAUGAUACAAAUGUUACUGAAAUGUCGGUGUCUGAUAGACCAAUAAUACCAAGUGGAGCUGUAUCGAAUUCGUCUGUACCUGUGGUAAUUUAUAAAUGCUACCUGUGUCGAAAUAAAACAUAUACUCUUCAGUUUUCAUGUCUGCGUCAUAUGACCGUUGCGCAUGGACUUGGAACGUCAGAACUGGAUUGGAAUCGUAUGAUUGAAACAAAUGAUGUCCCAUCUUCUACUCCUCCAGCUGGACCUAAAAACAAUAACCCUAAUUUGUUGUCGUUGUUGAAUAAUAAUAAUAAUAACCCAACUACUUCUGGAUCCGCUUCAACAGCACCACGGACGACGACGACGUCAUCAUCAUCGUCGUUGACGUCUAGAUCAGGUGAAUGUGAUCGUGAAGAGAAUGCCAAGAAGAACAGCAGCAGCGGCGGCGGUAAUCGUGUGGGUGUUGUUCUCGGAAAGAUAUUCCUUUGUAAACUUUGUAAUAAGGAUCAGUGUUCAUCAAGUAACGUGAUUCAUAAUACAGCUUCCGCAGACACGCGCCUACAUUUGGCGACAGGUGGUGAGUGUGUUAAUUCGUUACCAUUUGGUAACGACACUCUCUCUGGUUCUUCAUCUGGUGUCACUCUUCCUCCAACAACGCAAUCUUCUGGACCUAGGACUUCUGAUGCAUUUAAUCAUCGCCCAGUUCAUUCAGCUGUUCGUAAUAGAUGUACGUUAGUUCCCCGUCCCACACCACUAUCAAAAGUAUGCACCCAACCGGAAACCGGUGUAUUGCUGAAUUCACAGCCACCAAUGGUAAACACUUGUUCCCAACAAUUAGGAAGCAAUAUACAAAAUCCAGUUGUAUCUACAGUCGAUCCGAACAGAUUGUCAAUCUCUUCAGCCGCCAACAGGAUUAAUGAACAAAUUUUGAACCCUCCUCCUCCUCCUAUGGAUGAAAAUGUCCUAUGGGGUCGUGUCACCCGAAACUCAUCGGGAGAUUUAAGAUUUCCUGGCAUAAAUCGCACUUUUAAAAGUGUUUCUUCAGUCUUGAGACAAAUUUAUCAAACGGCUACAGCUGAAGACAGUUUGUCUUUACAGUUACCGUCAUCCGCGAUUCAAUGUGAAAAUGAGGCAAAUAUUCGAUUAGAAAACUCACUACCCAAUUCGCUACUUAAUUCGACUUCAAGAAAAGGUUUAUAUAUUUGCCUGUGUUGCCGAUCGACAUUUACAAGUAGUGCUUUGUAUGAAGACCAUCUGGAUCGUGCCGUUGCUCGAAUAUUGUAUCGUUGUCAUAUCUGUCGUGGUUCUUGGACGACUUCACGUGAGGCGGUCAGUAUCGCUGAUAAUCAUGAGAGCGAAACAUGCUCACGGUUUUAUUCUGUUCUACCGGGUGGAAUUAUCAGCGCUAAUAAUAAAUGCGCUAUAUUUACUCACUUGGUAUCUGCACACCCGGAUAAAAGAAGUGAUUGGAUUCUACGACCAUCACUUCUUACAAUUUGUCCGUUGUUUAUGCCAACCACAUUUUUAAAUUUAGCAGCACAGACCGCCUCCACUACUACUGAUAUCCAAUCUUUUGAUGUAUCGACCAGUCGAAAAGGAUUCGUGAAAAGAUAA